AUGGCGGAUUUCGAGGAGUUGCGGAAUAUGGUAUCAAGUUUUCGUGUUUCUGAACUACAAGUGUUGUUGGGGUUUGCUGGACAUAAUAAAAGCGGGCGGAAACAUGACCUCCUGAUGAGAGCACUGCACUUACUGAAGAUCGGCUGCAGCCCAGCAGUUCAGAUAAAAAUCCAAGAACUCUAUAGGCAUCGGUACCCAAAGACAAUUGAAGGACUUUUGGAUUUAUCGGCUAUAAAACCCACCGUUUUCAAUCUGGACAAUAGUUCCUCUCUUGUCGAGCCUGAUCUCACUGUUGCUGGCAUUCACCCACUCCCUUCUACUUCGGUCACACCUCAGUCUUCUUCCUCACCUGUCAAUUCUGUGCUCCUCCAAGACAGUAAGCCACACUUUGAGAUGCAGCAGCCAUCCCCUCCGAUUCCACCCGUUCAUCCCGAUGUUGAACUGAAAAGCCUACCUUUUUAUGAUGUGCUUGAUGUGCUCAUAAAACCUACAAGUCUAGUACAGAGCAGUAUUCAGAGGUUCCAAGAAAAGUUUUUUAUCUUUGCUUUAACACCUCAGCAGGUCAGAGAAAUCUGUAUUUCCAGGGACUUCUUGCCAGAAAGCAGGAGAGAUUACACAGUCCAAGUUCAGCUAAGGUUAUGCCUAGCAGAGACAAGCUGCCCUCAAGAAGAUAAUUACCCUAAUAGUUUGUGUGUUAAAGUAAAUGGGAAACUGUUUCCAUUGCCGGGAUAUGCUCCACAGCCAAAAAAUGGAAUUGAACAGAAACGACCUGGGCACCCCCUGAAUAUAACAUCUCUAGUUAGGUUGUCAUCAGCAGUGCCAAACCAGAUUUCAAUUUCCUGGGCUUCUGAAAUUGGAAAGAAUUACUCCAUGUCUGUGUAUCUCGUUCGUCAGCUCACUUCAGCAAUGCUUUUGCAGAGGUUAAAAAUUAAAGGUAUCAGAAACCCUGAUCAUUCCAGAGCACUAAUUAAAGAAAAACUAACUGCAGAUCCUGAUAGUGAGAUUGCCACAACCAGUCUGCGGGUAUCUCUGAUGUGUCCUCUGGGAAAAAUGAGACUGACAAUCCCAUGUCGGGCUGUUACUUGCACACACCUGCAAUGUUUUGAUGCUGCUCUUUAUCUUCAAAUGAAUGAAAAGAAGCCUACCUGGAUCUGCCCUGUCUGUGACAAAAAGGCAGCUUAUGAGAGCCUAAUAUUAGAUGGGUAA
This is a messenger RNA of Strigops habroptila (Kakapo), 1206 nucleotides long. Its product is annotated as E3 SUMO-protein ligase PIAS2-like. Bases 1 to 1206 code for a protein of 401 amino acids. The record is from RefSeq and is a predicted model, not a curated record. Gene Ontology annotation, molecular function: transcription coregulator activity; zinc ion binding; SUMO ligase activity. Gene Ontology annotation, biological process: protein sumoylation; regulation of transcription by RNA polymerase II. NCBI's taxonomy places the organism in Eukaryota, Metazoa, Chordata, Aves, Psittaciformes, Psittacidae. The transcript has 9 exons.